Sus scrofa (pig) is the source of this 5007-nucleotide messenger RNA. It is a transcript of the gene VPS39, whose product is annotated as VPS39 subunit of HOPS complex. Gene Ontology annotation, cellular component: cytoplasm; membrane. Gene Ontology annotation, molecular function: protein binding. Gene Ontology annotation, biological process: intracellular protein transport; endosomal vesicle fusion; vesicle-mediated transport. Lineage: Eukaryota; Metazoa; Chordata; Mammalia; Artiodactyla; Suidae. The record is from RefSeq and is a predicted model, not a curated record.
AGGGGAGGGCUUCACUCUACAGGAAGUCCGGUGUUGAUGAUGGCUCUGUUGUCUACGGGCCAGUAACAGGGGUCCUGUCUCUUCUCUUGGCCUCGUUCCGACCCCGAACAGUGCGGGUGAGACCGCGGAGGCGAUUUCGCUCGCCGCCAUGCACGACGCCUUCGAGCCGGUUCCGAUCCUAGAAAAACUGCCUCUGCAAAUUGACUGUCUGGCUGCCUGGGAGGAAUGGCUGCUUGUUGGAACGAAACAAGGUCAUCUUCUUCUCUAUAGGAUUCGGAAGGAUGUUGUGUCAGCAGAUGUAGCAUCACCUGAGAGUGGCAGUUGCAACAGGUUUGAAGUGACACUAGAGAAAUCCAAUAAGAACUUUUCCAAAAAGAUUCAGCAGAUCCAUGUGGUUUCCCAGUUUAAGAUUCUGGUCAGCUUGUUAGAAAAUAAUAUUUAUGUCCACGACCUACUGACAUUUCAACAAAUCACCACAGUUUCCAAGGCAAAGGGAGCAUCACUGUUCACAUGUGACCUCCAGCACACAGAGACUGGUGACGAGGUGUUGCGGAUGUGUGUGGCCGUGAAAAAGAAGCUGCAGCUCUAUUUCUGGAAAGACAGGGAAUUUCAUGAAUUGCAGGGGGACUUUAGCGUACCAGAUGUACCCAAGUCCAUGGCCUGGUGUGAAAAUUCUAUCUGUGUGGGCUUCAAGAGAGACUACUACUUAAUAAGGGUGGAUGGAAAGGGGUCCAUCAAAGAGCUCUUCCCAACAGGAAAACAGCUGGAGCCCUUAGUUGCACCUCUGGCAGAUGGAAAGGUGGCCGUAGGUCAAGAUGAUCUCACCGUGGUGCUCAAUGAGGAGGGGAUUUGCACGCAGAAGUGUGCCCUCAACUGGACGGACAUUCCAGUGGCCAUGGAGCACCAGCCUCCCUACAUCAUUGCAGUGUUGCCUCGAUACGUAGAGAUCCGAACAUUUGAGCCAAGGCUUCUGGUCCAGAGCAUUGAAUUGCAAAGGCCUCGUUUCAUUACCUCGGGAGGAUCAAACAUUAUCUACGUGGCCAGCAACCAUUUUGUUUGGAGACUCAUUCCAGUCCCCAUGGCAACCCAAAUCCAGCAGCUUCUCCAGGACAAGCAGUUCGAAUUGGCUCUGCAGCUCGCAGAAAUGAAGGAUGAUUCUGACAGUGAAAAGCAGCAACAGAUCCAUCACAUCAAGAACUUGUAUGCCUUCAACCUCUUCUGCCAGAAGCGUUUUGAUGAGUCUAUGCAGGUCUUUGCUAAGCUUGGCACAGAUAUGAAAAAUAACAGGAUUUAUGGGAAGAAUAACAUUGGAGCAGACCUUGGAAAACCUAGACAACUUUAUCCUACCCAUGUGAUGGGCUUGUACCCAGACCUGCUACCCACAGACUACAGGAAGCAACUGCAGUAUCCUAACCCGCUGCCUGUGCUCUCUGGGGCUGAGUUGGAGAAGGCUCACUUAGCUCUGAUUGACUACCUGACACAGAAACGAAGCCAGUUGGUGAAGAAGCUGAAUGACUCUGAUCACCAGUCUAGCACCUCCCCGCUCAUGGAAGGCACGCCUACCAUCAAAUCCAAGAAGAAGCUGCUGCAGAUCAUUGACACCACGCUGCUGAAGUGCUACCUGCACACGAACGUGGCCCUGGUGGCUCCCCUGCUGCGCCUGGAGAACAAUCACUGCCACAUCGAAGAGAGUGAGCACGUGCUGAAGAAGGCUCACAAGUACAGUGAGCUGAUCAUCCUGUAUGAGAAGAAGGGACUCCACGAGAAAGCUCUGCAGGUGCUGGUGGACCAGUCCAAGAAAGCAAAUUCCCCUCUGAAAGGCCAUGAAAGGACAGUGCAGUACCUGCAACAUCUGGGCACAGAAAACCUGCACUUGAUUUUUUCCUACUCAGUGUGGGUACUGAGGGAUUUUCCAGAGGAUGGCCUGAAGAUAUUUACUGAAGACCUCCCAGAGGUGGAGUCUCUGCCACGAGACCGAGUGCUUGGCUUCUUAAUAGAGAAUUUUAAGAGUCUGGCUAUUCCUUAUCUGGAACACGUCAUCCACGUUUGGGAGGAGACGGGCUCCCGGUUCCACAACUGCCUGAUCCAGCUGUACUGUGAGAAGGUGCAAGGUCUGAUGAAGGAAUAUCUCCUGUCCUUCCCUGCAGGCACAGCUCCAGUCCCUGCUGGUGAGGAAGAGGGAGAACUGGGAGAAUAUCGACGGAAGCUCCUCUUAUUCUUGGAAAUUUCUGGCUACUAUGAUCCAGCCCGGCUCAUCUGUGAUUUUCCUUUUGAUGGCCUCUUAGAAGAGCGUGCUCUUUUGCUGGGACGCAUGGGGAAACACGAACAAGCUCUCUUCAUCUAUGUCCACAUCCUGAAGGACACGAGGAUGGCUGAAGAGUAUUGCCACAAGCAUUAUGACCAAAACAAAGAUGGCAACAAAGAUGUGUACCUGUCCCUGCUCCGGAUGUACCUGUCACCCCCCAGUGUCCACUGCCUGGGACCAAUCAAGCUGGAACUGCUGGAGCCACAAGCCAACCUCCAGGCUGCCCUGCAGGUCCUCGAGCUGCACCACAGCAAACUGGACACCACCAAGGCCAUCAAUCUUCUGCCAGCAAAUACUCAGAUUAAUGAUAUACGCAUCUUUCUGGAAAAGGUCUUGGAAGAGAAUGCGCAAAAGAAACGGUUCAAUCAAGUCCUCAAGAACCUUCUCCACGCAGAGUUCCUGAGGGUCCAGGAGGAGCGGAUCUUACACCAGCAGGUGAAGUGCAUCAUCACAGAGGAGAAGGUGUGCAUGGUGUGUAAGAAGAAAAUUGGGAAUAGUGCAUUUGCAAGAUACCCCAACGGAGUGGUCGUGCACUACUUCUGCUCCAAAGAGGUCAACCCAGCCGACACCUGAGUCCAGCAAGCCGAGGAUUUAAGCAGUGGACAGCUUGGCUAUCCCAGAGCGGGGAUGGGCCCCAGUCCUGGAAAUCGGGGGCUGCUGCCACCCCCUGGUGUCUCCCCACUUGGACACUACUGGCUACCUUGCGCCCUGGAACAUCUCUGAAUUAAUCAGACUCAUGUUCUGGCAUUGCCAGAUUUUUAAUAGAAAAAGAGAUUAGUUACACCUUAUACACCAUUAUGUUACAGACAAUUCUGGAGAAUUUAACACCUGCUGGGACAGGAGGCGGUGGGAAUGGGUGCUGUCCUGCCAUUGCAUUCCAAUCACCUGAGUGAGGAAGCUGUCUCAAGUGUUUGUAACCCCAGGGUUGUUUAUUCAGAGUUUUCUAUUAAGAUACAUGCAAGACUUCACCGGAGCCCUCAGCUCGGCUUCCUGGAGUCCCAUGAGGAAAGCAGUGCCAGAGCUCUUCUGGCUGCAAAAGCCCAAUGGCUCAUCCUCUGGGUAAUGCUGGUCACUUUGUAGUCACUGUCCCUGUGUCCUCCCCACCAGCCUCGCCACCUGACUUUUUAUUUUCCGGUCUCCUCUUUCUAUUUAUUUUCUUCCUCUAUCCCUCCCGACACUGCUCUACCCAGGCUUUCUCUCCCAUUUUCCUGACACCGGGAAUAACUAAUAAAUUUAAACAAGGUCAAAUGAGAAGUGAGAGGAGGUCCCAAUUUCUGGGAAUACACUUUUUUUUUUCCAUCUUUUGUCUUUUUUAGGGCCGUACCCUUGGCAUAGGGAGGUUCCCAGGCUAGGGGUUGAAUCGGAGCUGUAGCUGCUGGCCUACUUCACAGUCACAGCAACCCCAGAUCCGAGCCGCAUCUGCGACCUGCACCACAGCACACGGCAACGCCAGAUCCUUAACCCAAUGAGCAAGGCCAGGGAUCGAACUCCUGUCCUCAUGGAUAGUAGUCAGGUUCAUUAACCACUGAGCCACAAUGGGAACUCCUCUGGUGAUACAUUGAUCAUUGACUGUCAGAUAUGUUGUAAAUAGACUCCUUGGUAUGCUCUGUGCCUAGAAGCUUAGGAGAGCAUCAUUCUCAGGUGCUUGGGCCUGAGUGUGAUGGUGGCUUAAAGGGUGGACUGCCCUGGGUAUGUGACCUCUCAGCUGACAUCUGCCCAAGUUCCUGCUCCUGCUUCCUCCACCAGCCACCCAGGGCAGGUUGGGUCAGGCUGUGAGCGGGUGCUCUGUGCUUUGGGCACCUUUCUCUUUCCAGCCAGUGACAGCCCCCUUCCUUACAGCUUGUCUUGGCCAUUGCUCCCCAGCUUUGUUUCACAGGGCUUGGAGAAUUGUGCUGGGAUAUUGUAGGUAGAUCUCUGCUACGCACAGGGAAUAAUCAGGUCAGGAACUGACAGUGACAUGAUGUCAGGUGUGCUUGUGAGGUGCUCGGAGUGCAGGCUGAGGACACCCAGGGAGAGUGGCCCUGCCUGCCAUCCUCCUUGGGCUUUUGUACAUUCACCAUCUUGUUGCCCUACUGUCCUUAAUGGUAGUGAGGAUGGGUGACAGCACCCAAUACUGACAUUGUUCUGGUGGCCUGUCCUUGACAUGCCAAGAUACUUAUUAAACCACAGCACUGUGCUGUUUGGGGCCUGUGUUGUAGCCUGAUUUGGUGGUGUGUAGAUGAGGCCCCUUCCAGGCAUGCUUUCCAUGGAGGUUCUGAAGGAAUGGAGUGAGGGCAUCACUCACAGAAGUGGGAGACUCUGCUCAGGUUUGGGAGGCCCGGCAGCGCUUCACAAGAGCCAUGUCCCAACUGGUCACACCCUCCACCAGAAGCAGUGCUGCCCUGGGCCCAGUUUGCACCAGCUUGGACGGAGCUUCUUCCAGGAGCAGCAGCAGAAUCAUCAGGCCAGCCCACCCCAUGCGCCCUGCCCGCCUGGCCUGCCGUUUAUCUCCCACCCCCACCUCCUGGGUGGCACACGUGUUUGAAGCAGUAAAGAAUGUGUGUUUCCUUCCCUUCUGGAAUACAUAAACGACCCAGUUUUCCCAGACGCCCUCCUCCUUCCUUAGACUCUGCCCUCCGCGGAGGUGUGGAGAGGCUAGAGAUGAAAGCUCUGUAGUGAGGGCUGACAAAGAUCUUUCAUAAUAAACAUCUUGACGUAAGAAA